Molecule: messenger RNA, 1005 nt
Organism: Microsporum canis CBS 113480
Lineage: Eukaryota; Fungi; Ascomycota; Eurotiomycetes; Onygenales; Arthrodermataceae
Product: AT hook domain-containing protein
Exons: 3
Coding region: 1-1005 (334 amino acids)
Source: RefSeq, a predicted model, not a curated record
AUGUCCCACCAACAAGAUAAGUUAUGGACGGAGGAGGAGAGGAAAGCAGGAAUCUCCUCGGCAUACCUCUUUAGUAUUAUCCGGGAGAAUCGUAUUGCCCCGAGUUGGAUGGAGAUUCCACUCCCGCCGGGUAAAACCCCCUUCAAUUUAAUUCCCCCUCUAAGUGGGCGGUCGCUCAGCUCUUGCCAAACAGCGUUCUAUCGUAUGGAACAGGAAUAUGCGAGUCAAUACAGACAGAGCCUUCCCGGACCGACCGCCCCUCUACAGAUGUCCCCGUUAAUUAGAAAGCGGUCGGCGCCAUCUGGAGAAAGACCUCUGGCCUCUGCUCCUCGCGCCAUCCAGCCAAAACCGCAAACUGAUACUGGACGAUAUUCACUAUCCGAGAUACGAACUGGAGUGCCAAUUCCUCGUGCCCCUGAACCUCCCCGUGGGGACACUCCGCGCAAACGUGGACGACCGAGCAAAGUAGAAAUGCAGCGACGUAGGAUAGCAGAAGAAGCCCGGUCCCAGUCUCACCCUGCUCGACCAAACAAUACAACUCCAAGGCCUGCUUAUGGUGGAAUUCUACCGGCAACAUCCCCGGGUGUACCGCAACAUUCAUAUUCCCCCACAAUAGGCCAGCGACCACCUGAGCAAAUGCGCGAACCGGAUCCCCCAACCCCAAUGAGCGUGCAGUAUCAUGGGACUGAAACCCCUCCAUCACAGACACAGGACAUACAAGUUCAAAGAGGCCCUCAGCCGCAACAACCACUACUACCGCGAAUAGAAGGCAGCGCGUUCCUCCAGGAGUCACCAAUGAUUGUAGAAUCAAAAGAGCCUAGCCGGCCAGCUCCUGAACCUCUUAUGUCCCCAGCAGAAAUUCCAGCAGGCGGCAAAGGCCAGCGGCCAGAAAGUCCAGCGGCCGCAGCGGCUACAGCUUCAGCAAGGCCAGAAUCUCCUGUUAGCCGGGAACGAGCUUCGCCAGAGCAAGCCGUUGCGAGCCCAGAGGAAGAACAGGGCUCAUAG